Molecule: messenger RNA, 3475 nt
Organism: Sinocyclocheilus rhinocerous
Lineage: Eukaryota; Metazoa; Chordata; Actinopteri; Cypriniformes; Cyprinidae
Product: contactin-4-like
Exons: 23
Coding region: 154-3240 (1028 amino acids)
Biological process (GO): cell-cell adhesion; axon guidance; brain development
Cellular component (GO): plasma membrane; axon
Molecular function (GO): cell-cell adhesion mediator activity
Source: RefSeq, a predicted model, not a curated record
AUGCUCGGUUCAUUGAGCGUCUCGCAGAGAGCCAGCAUCACUCUGAGGAAAGGAAGAGACUGAUGUAUCACAAGUGAAGAACGAGAAACCACAGAGAGGCCUCCAUACAUUCGUGAUUGAAUGUGAGUUGACUUUGACCAUACCAAAGUGAAGAUGAAGUUGCUAUGGAAACUGCUGGUUCUGCAGUCAUUCCUGGGGCGCCUUGCAGGCAACACGCUGCAGAGCCCCGUGUUCACAAAGCAGCCAGGCAGCAUUGUGUUUCCAGUAGACUCCAUGGAGAAGAACAGGGAGGUGGUUUUCAGCUGUGAGGCUCAAGGUGACCCUCCUCCUUUUUACAGGUGGAAGCUAAAUGGCAGUCUGCUCAACCCUAAACCCGGCUCCCAUCACAGCCUCUCUGGAGGUAACCUUCGCAUCAACCAUCUCAAUAAAGAACAGGACGCUGGGACCUAUCAGUGCCUUGCUUCCAACUCCUUCGGGACUAUUGUCAGCAGGGAGGCCAGCCUAACCUUUGCCUAUUUGGAAAACUUCAAAGCCCACAAGCGGAGUUCUGUGUCUGUCCGGGAAGGACAAGGAGUGGUGCUUCUCUGUGGGCCGCCCCCUCACUCCGGAGCUUUGACGUUCUCCUGGAUUUUUAAUGAGUACCCGUCAUUUGUGAAGCAGGAUUCUCGUCGUUUCGUGUCCCAGGAGACAGGGAAUCUAUACAUUGCUAAAGUUGAGCCAUCUGAUGUGGGCAACUACACCUGUGUUGUGACCAAUACUGUCACCAAAACACGCGUCCAAGGCCCGCCUACUCCUCUGAUACUGCGCAAUGAUGGUGUUAUGGGAGAAUAUGAGCCAAAGAUUGAAGUGCAGUUUCCAGAGAUCAUUCAAGUGGCCAAAGGUUCAACUGUGCAUCUGGAGUGUUUUGCACUGGGGAAUCCAGUACCAUCCAUGAGUUGGCAUCGGGUUGACGGAGUCCCAUUCACCCGUAAAGUGGAUGUAAGAAAAACCAGCGGCGUGAUGGAAAUCCCUUACUUCCAGCAAGAAGACGCGGGCACGUACGAAUGUGUGGCAGAGAACUCGAAAGGAAGAAACUCUGUGCAGGGAAAGCUGUCUUUCUUUGCCUCCCCCCAGCUAAUUGACAAGCCCCAGGAUGUGCAGAAGGCCAUUGAUGACUCUCUGGUGUGGGAAUGCAAGGCCACAGGGAAGCCCAAACCCUCGUACAGGUGGCUGAAGAAUGGAGAGAACCUGGAGCCCACUGAGGAGAGGGUGCAGGUCAUUAAUGGCGCCCUGUCCAUCACUCGCCUGGUGCUCUCCGAUAUUGGAAUGUACCAGUGCGUGGCUGGGAACAAGUAUGGAGAAGUGUACUCCAAUGCUGAACUCAGAGUUAUCGCUGUCGCUCCUGAUUUCUUCCAAAAUCAGCUGAAGAGCCACACUUUAGUCAAAGAAGGCGGCGAUGUUCUCAUUGAAUGCAAGCCAAAGAUGUCUCCUCGAGGCACGAUCUCCUGGCACAAAGACAACGACGCCCUCCGAGAAAGCAGCAGAAUUGCUAUACUGGAGAGUGGAAGCCUUCGGAUAUCCAACACCACUAAAGCGGAUGCUGGCAUGUACACGUGUGUUGCCCAUAACCAGUUUGGCGAGGCCAGCAGCUCUGGAAACCUGCUUGUUAAAGAGCCAACAAUCAUUACAACUGCUCCCAACACGUUGGACGUGACUGUCGGCGAGAGCAUCAUUCUUCCCUGCCAGGUGUCCUACGAUUACUCGCUGGAGCUCAAGUUCACCUGGUUUUUCAACGAGCAGCUCAUCCACUUCGGCAGCCACGGAGGAUACUUUGAAAAAGUUGGCGGACAGCACUCGGCAGGUGACAUCAUGAUCCGGAACAUUCAGCUGAGGCAUGCUGGGAAGUACACGUGUGCAGUGCAGACUAAGGUGGACAGCAGCUCCAUUGCAACCGACCUGAUUGUCAGAGGUCCCCCCGGCCCCCCUACCAGCAUCCAUGUGGAAGAAAUCACAGAUACCACUGCCACUCUCUCCUGGAGGCCUGGUCCUGAUAAUCACAGUCCAAUUACUGCCUACACCAUCCAGGCUAGAACCCCUUUCUCCCUCGGCUGGCAAGCUGUUAGCACAGUGCCGAAGGUGGUCGGGGGCUCACAUCUGACUGCUACAGUCAUCGAGCUUAACCCCUGGGUGGAGUAUGAAUUCAGAGUGUUGGCAAGCAACGCAGUGGGCACAGGAGAGCCCAGCAAACCCUCAAAGAAAGCCAGGACGAAAGAAACGGUUCCCAAGGUCACCCCAGCCAACGUGAGCGGAGGAGGUGGCAGUCGAUCAGAGUUAGUCAUCACUUGGGAGCCGGUUCCUGAAGAGCUGCAGAACGGAGCAGGGUUUGGCUACGUCGUUGCUUUCCGGCCCUUCGGCACCACCGGGUGGAUGCAGGCGGCAGUUCCCUCUCCUGAAGCCUCCAAAUACAUCUUCAAAAACGAGACCAUUUUACCCUUUACUCCAUUCCAAGUCAAAGUGGGGGUGUACAAUAACAAGGGGGAAGGACCUUUUGGACCUGUGGUCACCAUCUACUCUGCUGAGGAGGAGCCUGGAAGGGCACCCAGUCGACUCAGAGCCAAGAGUCUUUCAGCGUUUGAUGUUGAGGUAUACUGGAAAGCCCUUCCCUGGAGCACAAGCAAGAAACGUGUUCUCGGCUAUGAGUUGAGAUACUGGGAGAAGAAUGAGAAAGAAGACACAGCUAGUUUGCUAAGGACAGUAGGAAACCGGACGAUGGCCAUUAUUCAGGGCUUAAAAGGAAGUACCACCUAUUAUAUAAAGGUGAGAGCCUACAACACAGCAGGAACAGGACCAUCAAGUCCAGCGGUCAACGUUACCACUAAAAAGCCUCCCCCCAGCCAGCCGCCCUCAAAAGUCAUGUGGAAUACAUCAAACUCCAAAAUCAUUCUGAACUGGGAACAGGUGAAACCUCUGGAAAAUGAAUCUGAGGUCAUGGGGUACAAGGUACUGUAUAAGCGGAACCAAUUCAGCAGGCCCAGCAUUAUGGAGACCAACACCACCUCAGUGGAGCUGUCACUACCCACAGAUGAGGAGUACAUCAUCCAGAUCAGACCUUUUGGAGAAGGAGGGGAAGGCAGCAGCAGCCGACAGAUCACCAUUCCCAAAAUAUCAGGUCCCAAUGCCAUCGGCUCGGCUUCCAGUGUGUCCACUCUCUCUGCUCUCAGUACAAUAGCUCUCUCCCUCACAGCUCGCACAUCUUUAUGACAGAACACAGCGCGGGCCGCUGACUUCAGACGAAACACUCUUCCUCGAGAGGAGACUGAGAAAAGUGACUCAGAUCGAUGAAAACCCAUUCAUACAAACCAGAGGACCUACGUGAACAAUAAUACUGGGAUAAAGAGAAAAAGAUUUUUAAAAACGGGUGUGUGGUUCGCUAGCCAAUUCAAAAAAGAUUGAAGGCUGAUGGGAUUGAAUUUGAUGUUACCAAAGCAGCUUAAAA